GGGCGCUGGCGCUGUGUGUGUGGGCCCGGCUCUGUGGUGCUGCCGCCAUGGGCGCCGAGCGGGAGGCGCGGGCCUGCGCCGCCUUCUACGGCACACGGGGCCUCGCCCCCACGGUGCUGUCCUGCCUGCGCUGCCUGCGGCACUUCGCGGGGAGUACUGCCAAGAGAUGCAAAGAGAAGCACCUGGAGGAGGCUCUGCAGCUGACACGGGCGCUGAGCGAGGGUCUGCAGGCGCUGGGAGAGGCAGAGGCACGACCCCUGCUCCGCUGUGUCCUGGCUUUCCAGAUGGAGGCAACCAGCAGCUCCAGCUCCUUCCAGAAACUGGAACAGAUGGUGACCCAGCUGGCAGUGGGGAAGGAAGCCCUGUUGGCCCAGGAGGUGGACACGCUGCUGGCUGGCCUGACACUGCAGGGAGAGGUGCUGUCUCCUGGGGACCUUCAGUCAGUGUCCAUGUUCCUGGAGGAGAGCAGCCUGGGCCGGCAGCACUGGCGGCAGAACCUGGCCCUGCUGCUGCAGCGCCUGGCCAGCACCCUGUGCUGGGUGCUGCAGGGCCAGCCUGCACCUGGCAGCACGUGGGGCUACCUGGUCGUCAAGGCCUGCCUCCAGGUCUUCCAGACGCUGCCAAAGGACGUGGCCCCCCUGCUGUGGAGCACAUCAGGAAAGAGUGAGACCCUGCAGAGCCUCUUGGGACUGCUGCUGGAGGUGGCCUGGGGGAAGGCCCUGAACAAGGACACAAGGCUGCUGGCAGGCACAGCCCUGAGCAUGCUGGUGAACACGGCCCCCCAGCCCCAGUAUGGGGCCAGUGCUGUGCUGACCCUGUUCCAGCUCUCCAGCAGAGCAGGCACUGAGGAGCUGAAGUUUGGGGAGCUGGUGGUGGAAGUGCCCCCUGUCCUGGAACCAGACGGGCUGGAGAAGCUGGUGCUCACCAGAGGUUUGCUGACGUGCUGCAAGACAGAGAUCCUCAGCUGCCAGCUGGAGGGCUUCCCCAACAAGGCCUGCCUGCUGCUGGACAUGGUCUUUCCUGCUGUGUGUGCCCUGACCAGGGAGCAGAAGGACUGCCACUACUACUGCUUCCAAGCCUGUGCGCUGUGGCUGCAGCGCCUGCGGGAGAGCCUGGCUGCUCUCUGGCACCUGACGGGGACCCGCAUCCUGGCCCAGGACACUGAGCUCCUGCAGGAGGUCACCCAGCUGCUGUGGAACAACGCAGAGACCCCGGUGGAAGGUGUGUCUGAGUUCAUCCACAGCUCCUUCCGAUUGCUCCUGGAGAUCUACCACCUGGAGUGCCAGCACUUCCAGGACCAGGAGAGAUCCCUCUACAAACAGAUGCUGCAGAGGGUGGUCUCUAUGCCAUGGCAGAUCAAAGCAAGAUAUGUGCCCCUGUGUGCCAUCGUCCCCUACAUGGGCAGCCAGCAGGUGCUGGAUGCCUACCCGGACCUGCCGCAGCAUCUCCUGAGCUGCCUCUCCACCAACCACCUGUGUCCUGCCGCUGCCGAGGUGUACAAGGUCCUGGUGCGGCAGCAGUGCAGCGAGUGGCGGGAUGGGCAGCGGGGCACAGAGGUGGCCCUGGCAGAGCACUGGGCACUGCGCUGGCUCCCCCUGCUCUCCCAGGCCCUCUGCUCUCCCCUGCCCAUCCUGCAGAGCAACGCUGCCAACCACCUCCUCACCUGGACCCUGCGGCAGCUCCCAGCCACCCAGGCACCGCUGGCCGCCCAGUUUGGUGGCAAGGACACGAUGUCACUCCGGGCUUGGGUGUCACUGCUGAAGGCACAGAAGAGUGUGGCAGGGGCGCUGCCGCUGGGGGAUGAGGCGCUGGAGCGGCUCUCCCUCUGCCUGGGCACCUGCGAGGAGGGCGUUCGGCUGGCAGCGCUGGGGCUGCUCUGCUGCAGCCCCAACACCAACCAGCCCCUCUCGGGCACCGAGGUGCAGCUGCUGCGGGAGUUCCUGCCCCUCAACCUCAACUGCGACUCCUCCUCGUUCCGGCAGCUGCUGCAGGCAGCGGUGCGGAAGGCGCUGGUGCGGCUGCGGGACAGCUCGCUGGCCCAGCUGCGGGGGAAGGCACCGCGGCGCUCCGGGCCGGGUAAUGGAGCUGAGCUGCUCGCCCAGGCAGUAGGCUUUGUGGAAUGGCUGCUGCAGCUCAGCGUCGCCUCACUCAGCCCAGGCUCCAACUACCAGAGGAAGAAGACGGCUCUGCUCCUCCUGGCUGCUGUUUUGGAGACCUGCACAGACACCUGGAGCCCUGACAGGAAGAAGGGCCAGCCCCCACGGACCAUGGCCACACUGCUGAGCUACGCCAGGCAAAGCGGCUGCUGGGACUUCUUCUCCCAGCCCAAUUUGUUUGCACUGCUGAGCUGCCUACAGGACAGCACUAACGAGGUGAGCCUUGUAAAGCCAAGGGGAAGUCAUAAAGAUGCCUGCCUUGGCCUCAGGCAGGCUCAGCUGGGAAGCCCACCAUUCUUCCCAUUCUCCUCUGUCCCACUUUUACCCAUGUCUUCUCUGUCCUGGCAGAUCAGAGACUUGGCCUCGGAGCUGCUUGUCCGCUACUUCCCCGCCACAUUCCCUGAGCCCAUUGCCCUGGCUCUCUUCCAGCUGGCCCAGGACACCCUGGGCAGCCCCCGUGUGCAGGAGGCUGAAGCUGGAGCUGUGCUGAUGAAGACCAUUUUGCAGAAGUCAGACAGUGGCACCAUGAAGAGCCUGUCCCUGGAGGCUGAGGCAGCCCUGACGCUGCCCACCCGAGGGUUGUGCUUCGCCCAACACCUUCUCCACAUGCUGCAAGCCCAGUACAAGGUGGCAUGCCAGGACCUGCUGCGGGCAGCAGCCACUGCACCAAUGCAUGGAGCCAUCGCAGCCCUGCGCCGGUGCCUGCUCCAGGUGCCAGAGGUGGCCGAAUCCAUGCAGGCAGCAGAGUUGGUGCAGAGCUGGCAGGAGGUCCUCACCCACCUCGUGACCACAGUGAGAGACAUCACCUCCCUUCUCCUGGGUGCUCUGCAGAGCCAGCAAGGCCCCAGUGCUGAUGAGCAAGCUGCUGCCCCAUCAUUUGCAGAGAUGGGGAACGCCAUUGGCUCCCUCAUCAUGCUGGGGAAGGGCCAGGGGCAAGAGGAAGAGGAAGGGGAUUCAAUCCUGCUGUCAGAGGAGCACAGCCUGAUCUUGACGUGCUGCUGGGUGUCAGUGAAGGAGAUCGGGCUGCUCCUGGGGGGCCUGGCCGAGCUGCUGCUAUCCCCAGCACUGCCUGCUGGACUGGGGCCCCUCCUGCCGCUCCCCACCCUGCAGAUGGCCUCCAGGGUGUUCCAGGAAAUCCUGCUGCGGUGCCGGCACUGGGGAGCAGUGGAGGGCUGCAGCAUGGGCUUCACCAAAUUCUGUGCUGCGCUGCUGAACCACCCGGAUCCAGAGCUGCAGGCCAUCCCGCGGGCUGUGCUGGAGCAGGGCUUGGAGGCACUGAGUGGGCCCCGGAGCAGCUCGAUCACACGCCGUGCUGCCGGCUUCCCCAUGCUCUUCCUCUGCAUCGUCAGCGGGGAGACCCCGGCGCAGGCACGGCCGCUCCUGACCCGCUGCAUCCAGACACUGCUGGCCUUGGCUGCCACAGCACUGCCACAGGACUGGGACCAGACCCUCGACCUCCCACAGGUGUGUGCCCUCCACGUGCUGCAGACGCUGGUCCGCGGGGCGGGGCUGGGCGGGGCAGUGCUGUGCCAUGCCACACCCAUGAUGGCCCUGGCACUGCGGGGCCUGGGCUCGCCCUGCUGGGCCAUGAGGAACGCGGCCAUCCAGCUCUUCAGUGCCCUCACAUCCCGGCUGCUGGGACAGCCAGGGAGCCACAGGGACGGCUGCCCAUCAGAGGGGCUGAGCCUACAUGCCUUCCUCGGGCAGCACCCAAAGCUGGGUGCUGUGCUGCUCGGGGAGCUCAAGGUGGCCACAGCACCCACAUCAGGGGGGCCUCGCCUGCACCCUGCACUCCAUGCCAUCCUCACCCUCUUGGCCCAGCUGCAGCCUGGCACUGACAGUCCUGGCAGUCCUUCUGCUCCCUUCCUGGGGCCACUGCUGGGGCUGGCAGAGAGCCCCAUCUACGCCGUACGAGCGAUGGCUGCCAAGGCUCUGGUGCCUGUAGUCCCCCCUCCCCAGCGCUGCAGGCUCCUCCUGCAGCUGGCCCGGCAGCUCCCCGCAGCACCCGGACAGAUCCUCUCGCACAACACCGUCCACGGGCGCCUGCUGCAGCUGCGGGCACUGCUGGCCUCGGCCACGGCCUCCGGGGGGCUGUCGGCCGAGGCGCUGCACCCCGUGGCUCUGCAGCUGGAGGCGCGGGGCUGGCUGCUCACCCCUGCCCAGCGCUGCCCCCUCCUCCGCGCCGCCUUCCUCCAGGUGCUCGCCCUCCUGCCCACAUCCCUCAGCCCUGGCUUUGCCCAGUACAUCUGUGACACCAUCAGCACCAAGCUGGGCAGCCUCCCACAGCGGGGAGAGCCAGGCUGUGCCGAGCCACAGGUGGGCUCAGCCGUUCUCCACCAAACCAUGGCCCACUUCAUGUGCAGCGAGGCAGCCCGGCUGGCAGACAGCGAGCGGAUUGCUGCCGUCUGCUCACUCCUCCAGCAGCCCAACCCUGACAUCCAGCUUGCCAUCCUGAGCUGGGUGAUUGCUGGGGAGGGAGGAACGUGCAAGGAGAUGGAGAACGCCCUUGGGCUGACAUUGCUGGAGAGCUUGCGGUCGGUGCUGCAAGAGGGAAGGGACAAAGAGUUCCUGAGAUUGUACCUUGAGGCUUUGCUGCAUCUUUACAGAGAUCCCUCGUCAUGGUCCCAGGAAGCUUCCAGCAAGCUCCAGGGCUCCUCCGCAUCAUGCCUGGAGCUGCUGCUGCACAUGGUGGAGGCUGAAUGUCCUGGGCCUGAUCUCCUCUUCCAGGCACUGUGUGCUGCCAGCCUGCUGCUCGCCCACCAGUGUGGGGACGAGGACGGCGCGCUGGUGGAGCGCUGGUGCGCGGCGCUGGAGGAGUGCAGCCGCUGCCCUUGGUCGGAGGUGCUGCGGCUGGCGGCCGCCCACUCCCUGCGGACAGCAGGGGCCGCCGUGGUGCAGCCAGCCCUGCGCGCUGCCCGGCCCUCGCUCGUCCCCGUGGCUCUGCGGCUGAUAAACGUGGCCAUUCACCUUCUGCAAGAUGAGGAGCGGGAGGUCCGGCACGAGGCCUCAGGUUUUGCCAGCCUCCUGCGGCAGAGCCCAGGGGAGCUGCUCCAAGACGGCUGCAUCUUUGUGCAGGACAAUGUGGGGCUCCAGAGCCUCCUGGAGCUCCUUCUGAGAGAGUUUGGGGAGCACCCUGAGACCUUCAACUCACUGCUUCAACACAUCCCCACCUUAGAUCUCAGGAGUGUUGUGGAGGAGCUGGAGGCCAAUAAACCUGCCAGCCUGUACAAGGAGGAUGAACCGAACGUUUUUGCAGAGCCAGCUGUCUUGGCACGGCAGCUGCUCCCUGUCCUGGUGCAGCUCCUGGAGAAGGCUCCCACUGGCAGCCCACUCCAUGCCUCAGCUCUGCAGUGGCUGGAAGCCAAAGGCCCCGGUCUGCUGAGGGACCUGCAGUACUGCAAGCACUGCUGGAGCCAAGGGACUGCUGUCCACUGGGGGAUGAAGGCGCUGGGCUGUGCCAGGCUCCACACAGCCCUGGCCGUGCUGCUGGUGAGGGCCCGGCUGGUGGCACAGGUGCUGCAGGUGCUGGGGGAAGGUGCCACCGCCGUGCCAGGCCUGGGCUGUGGCACCCAGGAGAUGGAGCAGGAGCUGGAGCUGGUACAGGGGCUGCUGGUACAGCAUGGGCUGGCCCCUGUGCCAAAUCAGGACAAUGCACCAGGAGAGCUGCGACCACUGCCAGGGACUGACAACUCCAGGCAUGCAGCAGUGUGACAGAAACCCUGCAGCCCUCUUCCUCCAUUUCCUGGAUGCUCUCUGACCUGCAAGUUUGCUGGCGUAACUCAGGGGAACCCCACUCACAGUGUGGGACACACUCAUUUUGUUUCCAGUUUCCAACUCUCCAGCUGACGACUCCAGUGCAGCAUGGCUUCCUUGCCCUCAGCUCUGGCUGGCAGGAGGGGACCUGUGCUCCAGAGCUCUCACACCCCUUCAUGCUCAACUCCCACCACCUGUUUUUUAACCAGCACUUUGGUCUUUGGCCAACCUGGGCUUUUAUCCCAAAUAAAGAGG
Messenger RNA from Prinia subflava (tawny-flanked prinia), 6164 nucleotides. Its product is annotated as tRNA (32-2'-O)-methyltransferase regulator THADA-like. Gene Ontology annotation, cellular component: cytosol. The coding region runs from base 48 to 5867 and encodes 1939 amino acids. The transcript is spliced from 30 exons. Lineage: Eukaryota; Metazoa; Chordata; Aves; Passeriformes; Cisticolidae. Gene Ontology annotation, biological process: tRNA methylation. The record is from RefSeq and is a predicted model, not a curated record.